CUUUGCUUCUUGCCCAAACCAAACGCAAUUCAUUCAUUCAGCCGUGAGUCUUCUUCGCCACUCGAAUCAACUGAAAAUUCCUUUUGAAGCAAAAUAAUGGCAACAAAAGCAACUGAGGAGCUACCAAAAGAAGAAGCUAAGGUUGACCUGUUUGAAGAUGAUGACGAGUUUGAAGAAUUUGAAAUCGAUCAAGUGUGGGAUGUCAAGGAAGAUGGGAAAGAAGCAACCCAACAGUGGGAAGAUGAUUGGGAUGACGAUGAUGUGAAUGAUGACUUCUCUUUGCAGCUAAGGAGAGAACUUGAAAGCAACACUGAGAAAAAGUGAGUGAAAGCUACAAGUCUAGUAUUGUUUUCAUAUUUUAAGAGACCACCUUUAAGCUAAUAUCAUUUCUUGAAUGAACGAAUGAAUGAAUGACUACUUGUAUUGAUGUUCAACUACUACUCGUAUUGAUGUUCAACUGAUUUAUGCCGUAUUCAAUUUAUAUAAGUGAAAAUCAUUUGAACU
Molecule: messenger RNA, 504 nt
Organism: Erigeron canadensis
Lineage: Eukaryota; Viridiplantae; Streptophyta; Magnoliopsida; Asterales; Asteraceae
Product: protein DELETION OF SUV3 SUPPRESSOR 1(I)-like
Exons: 3
Coding region: 97-324 (75 amino acids)
Biological process (GO): mRNA export from nucleus; double-strand break repair via homologous recombination; proteasome assembly
Cellular component (GO): proteasome complex; proteasome regulatory particle, lid subcomplex
Source: RefSeq, a predicted model, not a curated record